UUGGAUUCAUAUCCAAGAGCUGUAUCCAGAGACACCAUGCAGGCAGACGAGGGUGGCAACGCCAUCUUGUUGGGCAGCGAGGAGAGUGGAAAGAUCUACCCCGGAGAGACCCCGCGCUACUGCCCCCUCUAUGCCAAAAGCUUUGGCGGCACACCGAGCCGCGAGAGACCUGGCGCGGGUGACAAACGCUACAAGUGCUCCGAGUGCGGAAAGGGCUUCAAGAAGCGGUCGGCCCUCCUGACCCACGACCGGACGCACACCGGGGAGAAGCCCUACGGCUGCGCCGAGUGCGGGAACAGCUUCAGCAACAAGUCCAGCCUGACGCGGCACAAGAGGAAGCACACGGGCGAGAAGCCCUUCGGCUGCCCCGACUGCGGCAAGAGGUUCAGCCAGAGCUCCAGCCUCAUCCGCCACAUGAGGAACCACACGGGGCUCCGGCCUUACCGCUGCUCGGCGUGCGGCAAGAGCUUCAAGCAGAGCUCCAGCCUCCUGGUCCACAGAAGGACGCACACGGGGGAAACCCCGUACAGCUGCUCGGUCUGCGGCAAGCGCUUCUCGCAGAGCUCCAACCUGGUGAAGCACGAGAGGAUCCACACCGGGGAGAAGCCCUACGGUUGCGCCGAGUGCGGCAACACCUUCAGCAACAAGUCCAGCCUCACGAGGCACAAGAGGAACCACACGGGGCAGAAGCCCUACAAGUGCCCCCAGUGCGGGAAGCGCUUCAAGCAGAGCUCGGGCCUGCUCAAGCACGAGCGGGCUCACGUGCGGAAGGGCCUCGCCAAACUCCCAGAGCCCGGCAAGCGCUUUGACGCCAGCCUGGUGGGCCGCAUGAGAGCCCAUGUCGGCGAGGCCUUGUGAAAACACCUCACUCCGUUGAGGAAAGGUCGAAAGGCAUGAAGCUUGUUGGCGUUGAAACCGUGUGAAGUCAGGAAU
Lacerta agilis (Sand lizard) is the source of this 933-nucleotide messenger RNA. RefSeq names its product zinc finger protein 239-like. The transcript has 2 exons. The record is from RefSeq and is a predicted model, not a curated record. Gene Ontology annotation, molecular function: RNA polymerase II cis-regulatory region sequence-specific DNA binding; DNA-binding transcription factor activity, RNA polymerase II-specific. Bases 37 to 858 code for a protein of 273 amino acids. Gene Ontology annotation, biological process: regulation of transcription by RNA polymerase II. Lineage: Eukaryota; Metazoa; Chordata; Lepidosauria; Squamata; Lacertidae.